This is a messenger RNA of Echinostoma caproni, 1161 nucleotides long. The record is from the annotation of a GenBank genome assembly. NCBI's taxonomy places the organism in Eukaryota, Metazoa, Platyhelminthes, Trematoda, Plagiorchiida, Echinostomatidae.
ACACGAGUAUGUGUUGUUACUCUAUGUUCAGUGAGUUUUGUCAAGCUGGCUGAAGAUCAGCGAAGCUGUUUGGCACCUAGAAGGCAUCUGCUGGCUUUCUUCUCUUAUUGGUGUUUCGUUACACUUUGUUUAAUUUUAGCCUCUGGUGUGGCUGCUUUAGAGUGGUACGCUGAAGAGGCCAAACGUACCUACGGUCAAUUCGUUCCAACUCUCCAGGUCACCAAUCGGCGGCAGUUAAUUCAUCAUCAACCGGUGGGCCUCGUGGGGAUUAUCACACCGUGGAAUUUCCCGUUAUCCAUGAUAACACGCAAGGCUGGUGCUGCUCUGGCUGCAGGUUGUGCGGUAAUCCUCAAACCGGCUGAAGACGCACCACUAUCGGCAUUGGCCAUCACACACUUGGCCGCUUCUCACGCAAAACUUCCUUUGGGUUUGUUGAACACCAUCACUGCUUCUCGCGAUCCUGAUGGUGCUCAGGCUAUCGGGGAAUUGUUGUGUGAGGAUCCUGCCGUAAGACUCGUUGGUUUUACCGGAUCGACAGCUGUCGGAAAGCUGCUGUACAGACAAGCUGCUGCUCACGGGAAACGUGUUUUGCUCGAACUUGGAGGCAAUGCGCCCUUCAUUGUAUUCGCCUCAGCCAACCUCGAUUUGGCCGUGAAAGGUAUGAUCGCAUCGAAGUUCCGAUGCUCCGGUCAGACUUGUGUUUCGGCCAACCGUAUCCUGGUGGAGGAUUGUGUGUACGAUGAAUUUGUGCAGCGUGCAGUUGCCGCUGUACGUCAGUUGCGGAUGGGUGAUGGAUUGCAGCCAGAUACACGCAUUGGACCGUUGAUCAACAAGGCGGCGGUGAGCAAGUGGUGUUCCGGUGGUAGUCAUCAAAUUUCGCCCGUGGAGCACGUGUACUCAAAUCCCACCACCACCACCUGCCACCGUUGUUUGUUGUAUGGUAGCCCUUGGAUUGAAAUUGUAUAUUUGUAUAUGCAAGGAAAGAAAAAUGAAAAAGAAAAGGCUCCUAGGUUAGGUGUGAUAUUAAACCGGACGACGACAAAGUUGGAUGUUGAUGGUGGGGUUGGCAUCUCGGAACAUAGGAAACCCGUGCGCCACUUCCACCACAUGGGUUGCGCAUGCCCAACUACCGUCUACCGAACCGCAUCUUAUUUGCACUAG